Myxocyprinus asiaticus (Chinese sucker) is the source of this 1323-nucleotide messenger RNA. Its product is annotated as zona pellucida sperm-binding protein 3-like. Gene Ontology annotation, cellular component: extracellular matrix. Bases 1 to 1323 code for a protein of 440 amino acids. Lineage: Eukaryota; Metazoa; Chordata; Actinopteri; Cypriniformes; Catostomidae. The transcript has 8 exons. Gene Ontology annotation, biological process: positive regulation of acrosome reaction; binding of sperm to zona pellucida; egg coat formation. Gene Ontology annotation, molecular function: acrosin binding. The record is from RefSeq and is a predicted model, not a curated record.
AUGGAGUUCAGUCAAGGUGCAAUUGUUGUUCUCAUGUUGGCUGUUUUUGGUGUCUGCAAUGCAUGGGAAAAUUCAAGGCACUUUCAAAGUCUGAGAGGCAUUGGGCCAAAAUCAGACCUGACUCCUGUGGUGUCUGUGUCUGGAGGUCUUGUCUCUUCACCUCCUGGUUUUUUGGAUCCUCUACAAAUGGCUGCUCAGUAUCAGAGUCCUUUGAGUGGUGAUUCCAAGAAGCUUGCACAAGAUCCUCUUGCUUUUCAGUCCAAGCAACUACUGCAAGGUCCAGUGAAGCCAUUGGAUUGGAGAUAUCCUGUAGUUCCUGAAGUACCGAGGGCGUUAGCGGUGGACUUUCAGUUGAGACAGCCUGUAACACCUAGCAGUGUAGCUGUUCAGUGUGGCGAGAGUACGGUAAUCGUAGAAGCAAAGCGAGACUUGUUUAGUAACCGUCAGUUGAUUAAGCCAUCUGGUCUUACUUUGGGAGGAUGUUCUGCUCUUGGUGAGGACUUUGAUUCUAAGGUGAUCAUCUUUGAGUAUGAGCUACAGGACUGCAACAGUGUGGUGACGAUGACUGACGAUGAGCUUGUCUACACCUUUGCUCUUACUUACACCCCUGAGCCAUUUGCUGGAACUCCAAUUUACAGGGCUGAUAGUGCCAUCAUUGGCAUCCAGUGCCAUUAUCCAAGGCUUCAGAAUCUGAGCAGUAAUGCCUUGAAUCCAGCAUGGGUCCCUUUUGCUUCAGUGGCGGCUGGGGAAGAUAUCUUGGUUUUCUCCUUGAAGCUCAUGACUGAUGACUGGUCCUUCCAGAGGCCUUCCAAUGUGUACUUCCUGGGUGAUGUUAUAACCUUCGAAGCUUCCGUGAAGAUGUACAAUCACGGGCCUCUACGUGUUUUUGUGGACAGUUGUGUGGCUACUCAAGUGCCUUCUGUGCAAGCUCAGCCAAGAUAUUCCUUCAUUGAGAAUCAUGGGUGCUUCGUGGAUGGCAAGACUACUGGUUCCAACUCCUACUUUCUGCCUCAAACUCAGACUGACAAAAUACAGUUCCAGCUAGAAGCCUUUGUUUUCCAGCAGGGAGGCAGUCCCUCUAUCUACAUCACAUGCUCUCUGAAGGCCACCCUUGCCUCCACACCCACUGAUGCCCAGCGCAAGUCUUGUUCCUUCCAUGCAAAUGGGUGGUUUGCUGCUGAUGGCGAUGACCAAGUUUGUGGUUGUUGCGACUCGACAUGUGGCUCUGACAGUGGAAGUGCCUCCACUUCCUAUGCAGGCCCUCAAUGGGAAGGGAAGACCACCUUUGGCCCCAUCAUGGUUCAGGGGCAGAAAGAGCCUUGA